AUGGCCGACGUCCUCACCUCGCCGGUCGAUGGACAUGACCGAGAUGGGCUCCAUCAGAACAGUUUCCCUCUUGACCGGGCAGCGACCAACAGCCCAGCCAUUGCGCCCGAGGUCGCGACAAAUCCCUCCCAAGGCCCCAGCCCAGAGGUCCUGAAGCAAGUCAACGACGUUCUCUCCUCCGAGGAAUUCGCUUCCUUCCUCAAGAAGCGAGCAUCUCUCGAGGAGAGCAAUGCGCAGGGCCUGAAGAAAGUGAGCCGGGCCACUCAACAUAGCCUCCGCCAGCCAGAUCAUCGCCAAGGCAGCUUCUCUUCCGCAUACGACGACAUAGUCCAAAUCCACGAGCGCAUGUCCGAGAAUGGUUCCCAAUUCGCUUCGUCCUUGCUGAAGAUGCACGAUGAGCUCGUCGAGCUCGUCACCAGCUCCGAACAGAGUCGCAAGACAUGGAAGACGACUGGGCUCAGUGCGGAGCACAAGGUUGCUGAGCUUGAGCAGACCAUGCGCAAGAGCAAGGCCAAGUACGACUCUCUCUCGGAUGAAUACGACAAGAUCAAGACGGGAGAGAAGCAAACCGGCAAGGUCUUCAACGCCUUCAAGAACAAGUCUGCCGCUCAGCAGGAGGAAGAUCUUUUGAAGAAGGUCCAGAAUGCCGAUCAGACUUACAAGAGUCAUGUGCAGACGUUGCAGACAGAGAAACAUCACCUCGAAACUUCUACUCGCCCCGAAGCUGUCAGGGCCCUUCAGGAUCUCAUCAAAGACAUUGACGCUGGCUUGUCGUUGCAGCUUCAGCAAUACGCUCUCCUCAGUGAAAAGCUACUUUUGAGUAAUGGUUUGACCGUGAGCCCAAUCCCAGCACCUGGAGCCGAUCUCAGUUCUGUUCGCAGUCUUCGAAACGCUGUGCUAUCGAUCGACAAUGAAAGGGAUCUCAAUGACUACAUCUCUGCCCAAUCGAGCAAGGUUCCUUACGUCCCUGGCGAUGUGAAAUACGAGCGAAAUCCCGUCCUUGGCCCAGGGCCUUCGCAUGCUAGAGAACCGUCUAACCAGGGUUCAAUCAAUAAAGCGCCGCUCCAAUCCCAUCCUCCCCAAUCCUCUGCUGGUCCACCAUCGGGGCCUCCUUCAAAAACCAACACUGGCUUGAACCCAAUCAACCCCCCAAUGGGUCACCCAGCUUCGCUGGGUAAGAACCCGACAAGUUUCACACCAACAGGACCUCCGAACCCGCCCUCUUUCCCUCCUUCUCACAACCGGACUUUCAGUCAAACCGACUAUGGCAGCAACAGCGGCGUUCAGACCUCAAGCGGUCAUCCCCCUCCAGCAUAUACGCCUGGUAGUCCCGUCGGGCCACCCCAGUUAGGUGCUCUUCCUUUCCAGUCCAGUCAGGCCGCUACCGCACAACACGAGAGGCAGGGCAGCCACACAUCAGCGGGUUUGAAGUCGGCGUCUCCAGGCCCUAUCCAAACCACAUCUGCACCCCCGAAGCCAGUCUUUGGUGUGCAUCUCAGCCGUUUAUAUGAGCGUGACGGCUUGGCCGUGCCUUUGGUUGUUCACCAAUGCAUCCAGGCUGCUGACUUGUACGGACUCGGGGUUGAAGGCAUUUACAGGCAGUCUGGCUCCCUGGUUCACGUUCAAAAGCUGAAGCACAUGUUUGAUACAGACUCUCAAAACCCGGCUCUUGAUUUCAGAAAUCCCGAAAACUUCUAUCAUGACGUCAACAGUGUCACUGGACUGUUGAAGAUGUUCCUGCGUGACCUUCCCGAUCCUCUUUUGACCUCGGAACAUCACGAUAGCUUCGUUGCAGCUGCUAAACAUGAUGACGAUGUUGCUCGCCGCGACUCUAUGCACGCCAUUAUCAAUAGCCUCCCCGACCCCAACUACGCCACACUGCGCGCUCUCUCCCUGCACCUGUACCGCGUCAUGGACAAUGCGCACGUCAACCGGAUGAACUCACACAACCUCGCCGUCAUCUUCGGUCCCACCAUAAUGGGUACUGACCCCAGCAAUGCCAUCGCCGACGCCGGCUGGCAGAUCAAGGUCGUCGACACCAUCCUCCAGAACACAUAUGACAUCUUUGAUGAAGAUUAA
Messenger RNA from Clonostachys byssicola, 2079 nucleotides. NCBI's taxonomy places the organism in Eukaryota, Fungi, Ascomycota, Sordariomycetes, Hypocreales, Bionectriaceae. The record is from the annotation of a GenBank genome assembly.